This is a messenger RNA of Rhododendron vialii, 1414 nucleotides long. RefSeq names its product transcription factor HHO5-like. The coding region runs from base 24 to 992 and encodes 322 amino acids. The transcript has 5 exons. The record is from RefSeq and is a predicted model, not a curated record. Gene Ontology annotation, biological process: regulation of DNA-templated transcription. Lineage: Eukaryota; Viridiplantae; Streptophyta; Magnoliopsida; Ericales; Ericaceae. Gene Ontology annotation, molecular function: DNA-binding transcription factor activity; DNA binding.
UAUCACUCGUGUUUAUCCGUCAAAUGUGUGAGAGAGAGAGAGAGAGAGAGAUGGGAAUGAAUUCAACAGAAUUGACCUUAGACUUGAGCUCGAUUCACGGUACACCCAAACCCAUAUUCGAAUUGCUCAAAGAACCCUCGAUGAUCAGCGGAAUUUCUCAGAAACCAUCGAACAUCGGUAGUUAUCUCGAAACGCUAGAACACGAACUGAAAAAGAUCGAUGGCUUCAAACGUGAACUUCCUCUCUCCAUUUGUCUCUUGACCGAUGCAAUUGAAAGGCUGAAGGAGGAGAGAAUGCAGAGCGAGAGAAGCAGCAACGAGGUAAUUGAGCCGGUGACGGAAGAGUUGAUACAAUUGAUGGGAAAUUCUGAUGAAAAUGGAAGACCAGAGCAAGUUUCCAGUGAUUCACGGGAUAAGAGGAAUUGGAUGAGCUCUGCUAAGCUGUGGACCGCUGGUAGUGCUGCUAAGUGUGAAAAUUGCAAAUCGAGAGACAAAACAGGGGAUGGCUCUGCAACCAAGACCCCUUCACAGCCCUGCAAUUUGAAGAACAGGGGAGGGGCAUUUGUGCCAUUCGAAGUGACAUCGGCAAAGGUUGGUUUACUGGAGCAAGGUCAAUUGCUUUUGAAGCCGGUGGGUGGAAUUGGUUCAACCAAUUUGGAUCUUGAAGGAAGCAGUAAACAUUCGGAUUCUUCCUCUGUUACCGAACAAGUGAAGACAUAUACUACUACCAAAUUAAAGCAACAUCAACAGCAGCAGCAGCAUUUUAAACAACAGAAGAAGCACAGGCGGUGUUGGUCGCCGGAGUUGCAUCGGCGGUUCGUUGAUGCUCUUGGACUGCUUGGAGGAGCACAAGCAGCUACGCCUAAGCAUAUCAAAGAGCUCAUGCAGGUGGAUAGCCUCACAAACGAUGAAGUAAAAAGCCAUCUACAGAAAUACAGGAUCCACAUUCGGAAACAACCAGAUUCUCCAAGUACGACGUCAAACGGACUAUAGUCGUCCCGAAAUGAGUCUGGUGGAAUGGAACAAGAGGGGGACGAGAAAAUCGGGAAGCUAUGGUUAGAAAAAGCCGGGCUCGAAAUUUUGCAAAUGCGAUCGAUGUAUAGGAGGAAAUUAGAUUAUGAGCAUUACAUGCAUGGAAUACAAUAUCAUCACAUAGAGUCCCUAAGUUUUCCUUUCGUUUUUGCCCUAUCUUUAGUUUAGGGGGCAAUAAAUCUUUACCAGUUCUGACAUUUUCUCGUCUUCAUGAAUCAAUCAAGAGCUAGAAGAAGGGUUUUGUUUCUUGAAACAAUCAAGGGAAGAGUUUGAUGUAACGUCCCUCAAUGGGCUAAAGGAUUUAAGAGGGAUUAUAUAAUGCAUGAUAGGAGUAUAUAUGAAGUACUGGACAGAUUUUAGUUCUACUAAAUUCUGUGAUUCAA